Molecule: messenger RNA, 1566 nt
Organism: Capronia epimyces CBS 606.96
Lineage: Eukaryota; Fungi; Ascomycota; Eurotiomycetes; Chaetothyriales; Herpotrichiellaceae
Product: cytochrome P450 oxidoreductase
Exons: 1
Coding region: 1-1566 (521 amino acids)
Molecular function (GO): iron ion binding; oxidoreductase activity, acting on paired donors, with incorporation or reduction of molecular oxygen; monooxygenase activity
Source: RefSeq, a predicted model, not a curated record
AUGCUGGGUGUUGCAGCGCUUGUCAGCUCGAUUGCCCUCACCCUCUGCUACUUCAUCCUCGUCCCAUUUAUCAACUACUUUCGCGACCCCAAAGGCCUGCGAAAGUAUCCCAAGUUGUCCUUCUGGUCUGGUAUUUCAGACCUACCUUUCAUCUACGAGUCGCACCGAGGAUUCCGAUCCAAUGCCGUACUCAAGGCACACCGACAAUCACCUGUUGUGCGAAUCGGACCCAAUGCCCUUUCUUUCUCAAGUCCCAAGGCCAUCAAAGAUAUCUAUGGGCACAACACCGCAUGCACAAAAGACCUCUUCUAUCAAGAGCUUGCAGGAUCACAUUUCCACCUGGCAGAUGUCAUUGACAAGUCCGACCAUGCACGCAAGAGGAAAAUGCUCUCCAGUGCCUACGCCAUCAAGAAUCUGGAAGGCUGGGAGCACAAGGUGGCCGACAUGACCGGCCGAAUGAUUCGGGCAUUUGAUGCCCGCUGUAUGGCGCCACUUGUCAAAGGGCAAGAUCCAAGCCAGCAAGAUCUCACCGUUGACUACCGCAUGUGGUCAAAUCUCUUCACCGUGGCGGCGAUUGCAAACAUCGGAUUGAGCGAGGAUCUAGGGUUCCUCGACCGGGGUGACGACCUGAUCACCUCUGAGGCAGCAGACGGGACGUUGAAGCAGGUCCAUUUCCGAGAGUGCCUUUCAGCCACAGCGUGGGCACAGUCGAAUCUGGUCUGGUCAUACAGCUGGUACAAGCGAUUCGUCACACUCAGCAACCUCGUGUCUCCCACAUACCGGCAGAAAUGGAGGCUGAACAAAGAUUGGGAUGGCAUCGUGCGCAACCGAGCCACCACCCGGUUUAAGCGGUAUCAGGCCGGAGAGAAACUGGACGACUUUUUCACUGCCAUUCUACACGACAAGGCCGGGACUCCCAACAACCUGGAGUGGGGAGAGAUGGUGGCCGAAGUGAGUAUCAUGAUGAAUGCCGGGUCGGACACCACAGCCAUCGCUAUGAAUAACGUCAUGUUCUUGCUACUGAAACACCCAGCUUGCCUGAACAAGUUGAGGGAAGAGCUCGACGGUGCCCUCGACGACGACGAGGACGUGGCCCCCUACGACAAGGUCAAGCAUCUGCCCUACCUACGGGCCUGCCUGGAUGAGAGUAUGCGGCUGCUUCCACCCACCACCUUUGGUCUUCCUCGCCGCACCCCGGCCGAGGGAGCCCCCGUGGAUGGCGACUUCAUUGCAGGCCAUACAUCGGUCUCGAUUUCGUCGUACAUUGCACAUCGCGACCCGACCGUGUUUCCAGAGCCGGAGCAAUACAGACCAGAACGAUGGCUGGGCGAUGCUGGAAAGGAACUCCAGCCUUAUUUCAUUGCCUUUUCCGCGGGGGCGCGCGGCUGCAUUGGGCGUAACAUCAGCUACCUGGAGCAAAUGGUGGUGUUGGCCUCGCUGUUGCACCGCUACGAGUUUGCCCUACCACAUGCGCGGUGGGAGCCGACUAGGAGAGAGAACUUCAACUUGUCUCCAGGACCGAUGCCGCUCAAGAUCUGGAAGAGGAAAUGCUUGAGUGACGCCUGA